Molecule: messenger RNA, 555 nt
Organism: Plasmodium cynomolgi strain B
Lineage: Eukaryota; Apicomplexa; Aconoidasida; Haemosporida; Plasmodiidae
Exons: 4
Coding region: 1-555 (184 amino acids)
Source: RefSeq, a predicted model, not a curated record
AUGAACCACGCCGAAAUGAACCACGCCGAAAUGAACCACGCCGAGCUGUACCACGCCGAACCGCUCCGCGCUGAACAAAGCGGGGGCCUCCCACAAGUUCUCAGCGAAAAAAUACAAAAAUUAGAGGAACAUAAAAGCGGUCUUCACUGCAAGGAGUACCGCUUGGUCCUGUUUGGUCUGUUGUGGGUGGAAUUAAGCAGAAGAGAGACAGUGUUUUCCCCUUUCCUUCCCCCGUGUGUCAAAAUGAUUAACUUUUUUCCGUUCACUUCAUUUUUUAAUUUCUUUCGUUAUGAGAAAUUACCCAAGCGGCUGAUUGAGCAUGUGAUCAAGGCAGGGACCUUCUGCCGGACCAUGCUCCCCGUCUUCAUCCCCCUAUGUAUGUAUCAGUACAUACGGCAGGUGGACAAAGAACGAUACGCAGAGGAACUGCUGUUCGAGUCAGCCCCAAGCUGUGACGUAAAGAGCUUUUACGACCCCAUAAUGAAAAGCAGCGGAACGAAGAACUGGAAGAUCCAAUAUGACUUAUAUCUCAUAGAUAAGGCAGUUAACUCGUGA